Mirounga angustirostris (Northern elephant seal) is the source of this 1505-nucleotide messenger RNA. It is a transcript of the gene KCNS1, whose product is annotated as potassium voltage-gated channel modifier subfamily S member 1. Gene Ontology annotation, biological process: potassium ion transmembrane transport; regulation of delayed rectifier potassium channel activity; protein homooligomerization. The transcript has 2 exons. Bases 9 to 1505 code for a protein of 498 amino acids. Gene Ontology annotation, cellular component: voltage-gated potassium channel complex; membrane. Gene Ontology annotation, molecular function: protein binding; delayed rectifier potassium channel activity. Lineage: Eukaryota; Metazoa; Chordata; Mammalia; Carnivora; Phocidae. The record is from RefSeq and is a predicted model, not a curated record.
CGCAGGCCAUGGUGAGCGAGUCCCCGGGGCCCGGCGCCCGCGUGCCCUGGCGGCGGGGCGACGAGGCGCUGCGCGUGAACGUGGGCGGCGUGCGGCGGCGGCUGAGCGCACGCGCACUGGCGCGCUUCCCGGGCACGCGGCUGGGCCGCCUGCAGGCCGCGGCGUCCGAGGAGCAGGCGCGGCGCUUGUGCGACGACUAUGACGCGGCGGCGCGCGAGUUCUACUUCGACCGGCACCCGGGCUUCUUCCUGGGCCUGCUGCACUUCUACCGCACCGGCCGCCUGCACGUGCUCGACGGGCUGUGCGUCUUCGCCUUCGGUCAGGAGGCCGACUACUGGGGCCUGGGCGAGAGCGCGCUGGCCGCCUGCUGCCGCGCGCGCUACCUGGAGCGGCGCGUGGCGCGGCCGCGCGACUGGGACGAGGACAGCGACACGCCGAGCAGCGUGGGCCCGUGCCCGGACGAGAUCUCCGACGUGCAGCGCGAGCUGGCGCGCUACGGGGCUGCGCGCUGCGGCCGCCUGCGCCGCCGCCUGUGGCUCACCAUGGAGAACCCCGGCUACUCGCUGCCCAGCAAGCUCUUCAGCUGCGUCUCCAUCGGCGUGGUGCUGGCCUCCAUCGCCGCCAUGUGCAUCCACAGCCUGCCCGAGUACCAGGCCCGCGAGGCGGCGGCCGCCGUGGCCGCCGUGGCCGCGGGCCGUGGCCCGGCCGGCGUGCGCGACGACCCGGUGCUGCGGCACCUCGAGUACUUCUGCAUCGCCUGGUUCAGCUUCGAGGUGUCGUCGCGUCUCCUGCUGGCGCCCAGCACGCGCAACUUCUUCUGCCACCCUCUGAACCUCAUUGACAUCGUGUCGGUGCUGCCCUUCUAUCUGACGCUGCUGGCCGGCAUGGCGCUCGGCGACCGGGGCGGCGCGAGCGGCGAGGACCUCGGCGACCUGGGCAAGGUGGUGCAGGUGUUCCGCCUCAUGCGCAUCUUCCGCGUGCUCAAGCUGGCGCGCCACUCCACGGGGCUGCGCUCGCUGGGCGCCACGCUCAAGCACAGCUACCGUGAGGUGGGCAUCUUACUGCUGUAUCUGGCCGUGGGGGUGUCCGUGUUCUCCGGUGUGGCCUACACAGCUGAGAAGGAGGAGGACGUGGGCUUUGACACCAUCCCCGCCUGUUGGUGGUGGGGCACGGUGAGCAUGACCACCGUGGGCUACGGGGACGUGGUACCCGUGACGGUGGCCGGCAAGCUGGCAGCCUCAGGCUGUAUCCUCGGGGGCAUCCUGGUGGUGGCGCUCCCCAUCACCAUCAUCUUCAACAAGUUUUCUCACUUCUACCGCCGCCAGAAGGCUCUGGAGGCCGCCGUGCGCAACUGCGACCCCCGGGAGUUUGAGGAUUUGCUGAGCAGUGUCGACGGGGUGUCGGAGGUAUCUCUGGAGACGUCCCGUGAGACCUCCCAGGAGGGGAGGUCUACAGACCUGGAGGCCCGGGCCCCCACUGGGCCUCCAGACUCUCAGGCUUACUAA